Molecule: messenger RNA, 7098 nt
Organism: Acanthochromis polyacanthus (spiny chromis)
Lineage: Eukaryota; Metazoa; Chordata; Actinopteri; Pomacentridae
Gene: fam171b
Product: family with sequence similarity 171 member B
Exons: 8
Coding region: 118-2517 (799 amino acids)
Source: RefSeq, a predicted model, not a curated record
AGCACCAGCAUCCUUCAGUCUCACCAGCAUCACCGGGAACCAUGGCGGAGACGAGGCCUCGGUGAUCCGGACCCGGUUCUUGCUGCGGUCCGUUAUGUCUUUGCUGCCCGUCUCGUCAUGCCCGCCGCUGAUCGCCGUCCGCCGCCGCCGCUGCUGCUCCUCCUGCCGUCGCUGCUCCUGGUCUGGUGCCCGUAUGGGGCGGUGAGAGCGGCGGAGGAGGGCGGCGGCCUGCCCGGGGACAAUGGCCUCAGAGGCGCGGUGGGAGAACCGUCCGGUACCGACGGCGGGGCGGCGGGGCGGCUGCUGGGUCCGUCGGCUCCGGUCGCAGAGGCCCAGUUCGCCCUGAAGGUUCUGGUCAGAGACCUGGUGACCCGCCAGCCGCUGCCCGGUGCCACCGUGGACGUCUACCUGAACCACACCCUGAGGAGUUCUGCCCAGACCGGGCCUCGAGGGGAGGUUCUGCUGUGGGUGGUUUACAGUCCAGGCCUCUGUCUGACCCUGCUGGGCCACAUGGAGGGCUAUGUCCAGAACCCGCUGCCCUGGAGCACCGCCAAGAGGCCCAUUUUCUCUGCGGUGACGCUGCUGUUGCUUCCUCACAGUCAGGGAAACAUCUGGCUGUUUGAAGACUCAGUCCUCAUCACCAGGAAGUUACCUGACAGCUCCUCCCAACCCAAAGUUAAGUUCCCCAAGAACCUCCUGACCAUCUCUGAUCAAAGCGACGUCUCCACGGUGACGGCCUACCUGACGGUGCCACAGCGCCACCUGGCCAAGGACUGCACCAACUGCACCCAGGGCAUCAUCAGCAACAAAUCAGUGUUCAGAAGCAUCGAGCUGAAGGCGGUGGCAGCCGUCAGUGUCUUGCUCUACUCCGGAGGCCAGCAGCUCCAGGUCCGAGGUCCGAUCCAGAUCAGUCUCCCGCUGGGACACGGCACACACCUGAGGGCCUCGGACACCGUCCCAGCCUGGACCUUCAACCUGAAGACAGGUGCCUGGGAGAACCAGGGUCUGGGGAUCGUGAAAGCAGUCGGUGAUGAUCUGGUCUGGACUUACACCGCCUCACAUCUGGGCUCCUGGAUCGCUGCCCCGCUGCCCUCAUCUAGAGAUUAUCUCGGGCAUGCCGGCUCUCUGGAUUUCUUAUCGUACCACACCUACCUGCUGAUGGGAAUUCUGGGAGGAACUCUGGUUAUCGUGAUCGGAUUUCUUUCCUUGCUGCUGUGUCACUGCGGUUCUCAUCGGGAGCCCAGGAGGAGGCAAGCGCGGUUUUCCAAACUGACGGUGGUGAAAAAAGACCAAACCACGUCCACCCACAUGGAGGAGGGUUUGUUGUUCCGAUCAGGCGACAACAGUCUGGCCUCCUGCAGUGUCCAGUGUGAACCUUCAUCCACGCCGAGGCACAAAGCCAACUACAACAUCUACGUGGAGGAUCCGGGGAGCCUCACUGCCGCCCCUCUUUACGAGAACAUCGCCUCGGAUCGGAUGAAGGGCUCCCAGCCGCCACCUCACUACAUCAACAGUGAAGAGGUGGCUCGGCUCAGGGAGAAGUCGGAGCAGAACCGGGCCAACAUGAACGCCGACAGCUUCUUUCAAGACAAGUUAGUUCACAUCUACAACCAGCCGGUGGCCAUUAUUCAGGCUCCGGAGCUUUUCGGUGCUCAGGAGCAGCUCAAGUCUGCCACGUUCCCCCGCAACGGGGUGGAGUACGAUGCCCAUUCAGAACCUGCCAGCAAAGACAGCUACACCCAGACUCUACCCAAAGGCCCCCACCACCACCACUCCCAGGGCGGCAGCAGCCCCCAGCAGGGCAGCCAGGACGACCCCCAGCCUCUGGAGACGCCUCCCCAGGGUCAGGGCCCCAACGCCGGGGUGUGGGGACGCUACAGCAACCUGCUGGAAUCCUCCGUCUCCGUGCCCGGGACUCUGAACGAGGCGGCCGGUAUGGAGGCCUUCAGCGGAGGCCACGGGGUGCCCAGCGAGCUGCAGGGGAUUUCAGAGCGCACCCUGCUGGAGCUGACUCGCGGGAAGUCUCACCCCAGGGCUUGGUUCGUCUCUUUAGACGGGAAGCCGGCCGCCCAGGUUCGACACUCCAUCAUCGAGCUGCAGAGCCGCCACCGGCCGCCGAGCAGCAACGACACCAGCCUGGACUCGGGGGUGGACAUGAACGAGCCUCAGCAGAACAUCCGCGAGACAGAGCGGCCUUCCAUCAGGGCGUCUUCGCUACAGCACCACAGCCGAGGACGGUACGAAGAGCAGGACCUCAGCAGCAGCGAGAGCGGCACCACGGCCACCUGUACGCCGGAGGACCCGUACCUGAGGAACAUUUUAGACGGGAGCAGCGGCGCUAUUCCCAACAUUCCUGAAGAGCGGGACGGGAUGGAUACGUCCAGCGCUCAGGAAGACAGCGAGUCCAGGGGGACGCCGCCUCCACGGCGCCUGAGGAAGGUGAGGGAAAAGGGGAAGACGGAAAAGAGGAGCGCCAAGCAUGUCCGUGAAGGCCGACCCCUGACCAAGAGGAGUUAGAGCAAAGAGACGAGCGGUUUAUUAUCUGUGCUUAAUUUAAACAUCACAUUAACUGUUUAUUCAGUGAUUCCAGUACGGCCACUCCAUCUCAAAGCAUCAGAUGUUUAGAUCAGUUUCUGCUCAGUCAUCAUAAAUUUGCCUGAAAUUAUUAAAGCAUGAAAUAUAGAUAUUAAUAGAGAUAUUGGAAAAAUUGUAGGGCUGGCCCGAAUAGUAAUUUCUGGACUCCAGAUAUUCGGCCCCAAUUAGUGACAAGUAUUCAGAUAUUUGGUAAGAAACACCCGAAGGGAGGAGACAAGCUUCCAAUAUUCAUAUCUCAAAAUUAAUAUUCGGAUACCACCGUAACCACCGAAUAUUCGGGUCCAGCCCUAAAAAGUUGUAGCUUGACAUAUUAAAUCAUUUCUGUGACAUAAUUUCCUCAGAAGUUGCCCGUCCAGUUAUGCAGAUUCUAAAUGACAUGAUGAGAAAUAAGAGUGAAGAUAUCAGGUUUUUAUCUUGGAUAAAAUUAUAUAAACCGUUUAUUAUAGUCCUUAAAACAGCUUCAAACUUCAACGUGAGAAAAAACCUACAUCCAUCUGAACCUUCACUGAUACCUUUAUAAGUAUCUAGAAUUCCUGAUAUAAAGAUUGUUAAGCAGACGGCCUCUGAUGAUUUGAGAUGGAAUUACCCAGUUAGUUUUAACUACUUCUGUUCACACAGGCAUUGUUGUUGAGUUAUGUGAUUGUACGACUUUGCCAAAGAAUGCAUAAGCUAAUUCAAGAAACAAAGCAGGAUCUGUGUUGUGUUGAAGCAUCAUGUAGCUGUUGUUAGACACCAUAUGUUCACUCAUUCUCCUGAAUCUGAAGAUCACCAGCGAGAUUCUUCACAGCAAAUGUCUGUGUGAACACGAUGUCCCACAGUCCCCAAUACUGGCGUUAUAGAGGGUGCCUUCUUACUGGAGCCCGACCGAUACUGGAUGUUUGGCGCCGAUACCAAUCUGAAGAUGCACUAAAUUCUGAGAUACUGACUGAUGUUUAUAUAUAUCGUAGAGUUAGGGUUAGGGAACAUAAUGGGGUCAUUGAUAGUGUAACUGGUGGAAGUUAAUCAACUAGUUGGCGACUUGCAAUAAGGACACCGCUCGGCUCCACACCACCAAAUGCUCAGCUACAUGUGCUGCCGACUGCACGGAGGCCAUUUUAAACAGAGCUGGAGGUGCUCUCCAAAAACACUAUGAUGAUUUCAAAACUACCCCUAGCAUCUUUACCUGUAUUAUGUCCCAUAAAAGAAAGCUUCCCAUCAGACAACAGAUACCGAUAUAUCCUUGGCUGGCCGUUAUCGCCACUGUAUAUCGGUCGGGCUCUACAUCUUACUGCCUGUAUUCAUGAAAUGUGACUACACAGAGGCACAGUAUUUGUCUAUAAUUAGUAAAAUCCGGUGAGUUAGCAGGACGGACGGACGGACGGACACAGAUACAGGUACUAUGUGUAGUGCACUUAUCCUCACCACAAAUGCCUGCUGUAAAUUAAAUACGACAAAGAAGCUUUCCCCAUUUGCAGUGUUCACAUCUUGUUGUGACUACAUGGUCUUGUUUCACUUUAAAGAGAAGAGGCUCUGGGAUUUGUUGACAACUAAUCUGAAUGUGAGUUAAACAAUUUAGCGUCAACUUUCCGACUCCAGCCCUGGACUCUGAUGGACUUGAUGUACAUUGUAAAGCUAAGCUGCCAUUUUGAAGUACACACCUGAUAUUCAAGGUUUUAAGCCUACAGUUGUUUUUGAAUGCAUGAAAAUGAAUGUUUCUUUGUGUGUAUGAACACGUAGAGCUGACAUUGUCAUAGCUGUUAGAUUACAAUGUGACUGAGUUUUUCCAUUUUUCUGUCUCGUCUUGAGGAGACUCAGUGUUGUCCACUAAACUGAGAGUAAAUACAGUUUGAAGCCACAAAACCAGACACUAAAACAUGGCACGAUGUGUUUGAUGGGAUUCAACGACAACAAUGUUUAAGAAGAUUGAAUCCUUUUGUUGACCGUGUCAUGCAUUUUUACUGCUUUCUUUUUUGAUACGUGGGGAUCUGGUCAUGCUGUAUAGUUCUGCUAUAAUCAAUAGAUUACUGAUUUUUACAAAGAGAUAUAACAAAAAAUAUGGUUUUAAACUGGUUUUUCAAUUCAGAGGAAGGGAUUUGGUCAUAUAGUCCACAGAAUAGUUAUAUUUAGCUCCAAGCCUUUGUACUUACUUGUUGGUGAGAUGUUUUGUUCACUAGCCCAGACAGAAAUAUAUAUUUACUGAUUUUGCACAGACACUUGUGUAUCCUAAUGACACUGACCACUUCCUCUAACAUCUGGGUAUCAUUGGAUCAUUUUAAUUCAUAAAUGGAAACAGUUAAAAAUGUAUCUCGAUAUUUUGGCAGUUCCCCUUUUUUGUUUGGAAACCAUAAUCAAAAUCAUAUUUUUUUUGUUUGUUUGUUUCCAAAUAAAACGUGAGACAACUUUAAAAAAAAAAUAAAUUCCAAAUUAAUUUUUCAUUUCUUAUUUGGGAAGAAUGGCAGAAUGCUUGGACACUCCGUCUGUCCAUGUCACUCUCUUUGUUACCUUAAUGUAGAUCAUUUUCUUCCAGUUUUAUAGAAUAUCCUUUGGAAGUAUUUAGAUUUCUAGUUCCUGUCAGCUCACUGUUGAACAUCCGUUCCAAAAAAAAACCAAAACAACUUGAAACAAACAAACAAAUAUAUGUUUUUUUUUUGUUAUUUUUUAAAGUUACAAAUGUAUUCAUUAUUAUCCAGUGAUACUCAGACCAUUUAGUGGUUUUGAGUUAAUUUCUCAGUGCCAGUACAUUCCCGUUCCUCUCAGGAUAAGCUGUAAGAACUUUGUUGAUCCCGUAACCUUUCAUCUGGUAACAUCAUUAAGUCAAAGUUUGACCUGGCUGACUAAAGACCUGCAGAAAUAAUGACAUUCCCAUCAGCUUCAGCCAUAAUCCGUGGUUAGCGCUAACUUGCGUCUGUUAGCAUGCUAACAUGCUAGAAUAAGAUUGGGGAACACGGCAAACAUACAAGUGUUUAGCAUGUUAGAUCUGUCAUUGUAAGCAUAUUAGCAUGGUGACAUUAGCCUUUAGCUCAAAGCACAGCGGUGUCUGUAUACAGCCUUACAGAGCUGCUAGCAUAGCUGUAAAUGCUUCAACAUUAAAGUAUUUUACUUAGUAAAAUGUCAGACAAUAAGGUCACAUGUACGUCUGCCUUUCAUUUCAGUCCUUUCCUAACGUAUAUGGCAGAUUUGUUCAAAGUUAUUUAAAGCACAUUAGACAGUAUACAAUCCCUGUGCAACAUCACAUGAACGUCAAAUGAUUCUGAAUUCCUUCACCUCUUAAUAACAGCUUUAUUUAUGACUUGAACAGCAGCGCAUUUCAACUCAUGCAGCCCCAUCACUGUUCUUCAUUGUCAGGACUACGUAUUCACUGUGGUAGUCCUGAUCAGGUUCACAGCAAACAUCUGGACUCCAUCUGAGCCCAACAAAUUUAUCGUGGUCUCACCUUGACCACAGAAUGUGCUCCCAGGCUUCUUUUAAUGUUCUUUAGCAAAAAACAACCUUGUCAUUUAGUCUCAAAGAGCAACAAGGGUUUAUUUCUUCCAUCCAGAGAGUUUGAUGUUCCGAAGAGUCCUUCACAGUCUGAACUUCACAGAAACUCUGGUUUACAUUGAUAACUUUCCGAUUUUACUAUUUUAAAUCAUUUGACAUUUCAGUGACUUUGUGCAGGGCUGUUCUCAUUUCGGUUGUAGAUUGUACAUAUACUUUGCAAUUACGUUGUAACACAGCAUUCAUAGACAUUUUCAGUGGGGGAAAAACUACAAAAACAACAAUGAUACAGCACUGCAAACUGAUGAACCACGAUAAAAUGUCACCUCAGAAAGCGGUUAAACUAGCAAUAUUUCCGAUGAAUUCAAAUUGAAAAUGAUUUUGCCAUAUUUAGUCUUCCAUAGCGCUCCUGCUGUUACAUUUUGUCUGAUUCUGUACAUCCAUACGUGUUCUUUUGUAUGUAUAUAGUACAGCAGCAUUUUAUGUGUUCUGUGACAGUGAUUUAAUUCUUUCGUGCUGUUUUUCUUUCGUUUUAAAGGUCUGAGAGCGGCUGAGUGAUGAGGUUUAGUCAUACAAGAUGUGCUGUCGAUGUGAUUCUUUUAAGGUUAGCCUAAAGACAAAGUGUCUUUGACUGGGAGUGUACAAAAAGCCUGAGCUUUGUCAUUUAAAUGUAGCGACAAACUGAGCACUUAAUCCUUCAGUAUGCUAACAAAUGGAAAUCCUCUCCACUGCUAGCCACCAGCUUCAGAACACAAUAUAUCCCAGCUUCAACAGCGACAUGAGGAGUCGUCUGCGAACACUUUGUGCUGGUGAAUCUCCACGAGCUAAACGACCCCACUGCCACUCCUGUUUCCAGUGAUCUUGCUGAAUGUAUCUGUACUGAUCUCAGUGUGUUCUCCAGCGUGCUCCUUGUGUGUCUUAGCCAUCCAACCUCAUGGGCUUUUGUUCCUUCCAAAUGGACACCACUUGUGUUUACCUCUGUAAUGAUAGUAAUGUUAUUAGUCUUGCCUUUUUGUGCACUAAAUUAAUAAACUUACUUGAUACCAA